AGGUACUUAGCUCAAAAAGAGCCUGUCAUUCUUCAAAAUUUAGUGACAAUUUAUAGUCGACGAUUUCUUUUUAAGUUACAAUACAUAUAAAUGUGAUUCUGUUAAAAACUGGUGGUACCUAUUAUUUGAAUAGGUAUUCUUAUUUUCCCAAUCAUUAAGAAAACUGAAAAGUACAAGUUUCCUAUUAUUGACUCCUCAUACCUCAAAGACCCAACUCAAAAACCACCCUCUAUAUUGAAGAUUGGAGCAGGCCCAAGACGUGAUGACACAAUAAAGAAUCUUGUAUUACAUACCCUCUAAACUCUACAUCACAGAGUGCAGACUAUCACAGUCAUAACAGACAUCUGGUCAUCAGCACCCGGAUUUGGACAAUAGGGUAAAAUCCUUCAAGAUUUGAAUAGGUCUAUAGAAAGAGGGGCCCGAUAAUUCCUUAUUUUCAGGCAACCCACUCGUUUACGAAAAAAAUUGUUUUCUCUUCUCACUAUAUAACAGCCUGUCCGGCCGUGUUGCGCGUCUCCCGCAGGAACGCUGUGCACUUAGCGCUGCGGCCCCAUGUCCUGUUUGGCUGUUUUCAAGACCAACGUCGUAGUCGUUCCCGUCAUAUACGCCAUUACACAUUAAAUAUUAACUUACAUAACUACAAAGCAAAACCACACACGCCCGCUUAAACAUACAAUAUCUUUUUGCUGAAGCGGAAGAGUAAGCCAUAUUUAGAUACACGGCGCAAUGGAGUUCAACAGCUUGACCAAUGGUGAGGUGCUGAAGAUUGACAACACACUGACGGCCAUGGGGUACGAGAACAACGUUGAUUUGAGAAAUAAAAUGGGAUGGAUGAUCGACGAGAUGGGAAAAGUAUCAGCAAUGGCACAAGAGUUAAGGUCACCGAUCACCAGCGCAGAAUUGCUCAUAAAUUCCGAUCACGUCCUUUACAUGAUGAUCGAACACAAUACUUCAGCGAAUUUUGUUGUUGUUGGCAUUUUAAAGACGGGAUGGAAAAAAUUAUGUCUCUACAACAAAGCUGUAGGAUCAUGUAAAGAAACAAUGGUCUACUGUUUGAUGGAUUUCUACGUCCACGAAUCUAGACAGCAUAAAGGUUAUGGAAAAUAUCUGAUCGAUUACAUGCUACAGGAUAUGCAUUUAUGCGCCAAAAAUUUGGCUAUAGAAAAUCCAACUAAAAAUCUAUUGGAGUUUAUGUGGAAACAUUUUCAAUUGUCCAAAAUAGUUAACCAGGGAAACUAUUUCAUAGUCUAUGAGGAGUUUUUCGAUGAUGCAUUCAACGAAAGGAAUCAUAACGAUGGCGGAAACGGAACAUUAACAUCACCGUGUAUGUGUCAACCAAUGUUAGGACGACCUGAAACACAAAAACAUCACGAAACGAGUGGCGAAAUUAUACAAGGCAAUCCUUCAUUUUCGGAGUUGAAUAAUUAUUACAACCCAGGGAUCAAUUUUGUUGAAAGCCAGUUUAAAGCAGCGAAUGUAAUUCAAAAUGCACAGCAGGAUAGAAAUCCAUUGAAACGAGAUCAGAUAUUCCACCAGACCUAACAUACCCAGAACACACCAAAUGAUAACUCAAUGUAAUAAUUUGUUAGGCAUAUAGGUAUUUUAUAGCAUAUAGGUAUAAUUGUAUUUUUCUCUAAU
Acyrthosiphon pisum (pea aphid) is the source of this 1638-nucleotide messenger RNA. RefSeq names its product alpha-tubulin N-acetyltransferase 1-like. Gene Ontology annotation, biological process: alpha-tubulin acetylation. Gene Ontology annotation, molecular function: tubulin N-acetyltransferase activity. The transcript has 9 exons. Bases 727 to 1542 code for a protein of 271 amino acids. The record is from RefSeq and is a predicted model, not a curated record. Gene Ontology annotation, cellular component: microtubule. Lineage: Eukaryota; Metazoa; Arthropoda; Insecta; Hemiptera; Aphididae.